UUGUAUUAGUACAGUGUCGGAGUGUUGGGGUGUCGGACGUACAAGCGGACCUCACCGCCGUUGCGAGCUCUUUUACCGUGUAAUACAGAUAAGAUUGUUCAUAAUAUUAUUUAAUAUUUUUUGGUUGAGAUGAAAGCGAGAUUCAACUUUUUAAAAUUAUUCGCGCUCAGCCACUUGACUCCGGUCCAGAAAGCCCAUCUAUCGUAUGCGGUACGCAAGGACAUUGAAGCAAGGGAAAUCCAACGAUUGGAAUCGAAGAAGCGAUUCCGUCAAUGGAAAUUAAAUAGGAUACAACGAGCAAUUAAGAACAAGGAACAAGAAAAAGAAAUGUUGGAUUGGAUCGGUAAUGUUUUGGGUGAGGCGAUUCCCAGCAACGUCUCGUACGAAGAUUAUCUGAAGGACGGCGUCGUGCUAUGCAAUCUCAUCAACAAGAUUGCUCCCGGAUCAGUGAAAAAAAUUCAAACCAAGGGUUCAAACUUCCAGUUGAUGGAAAACAUUCAAAGAUUUCAAGCAGCCAUCAAAAAGUACGGUGUACCGGAAGAGGAGAUUUUCCAGACGGCCGAUUUGUUCGAACGUAGGAAUAUACCGCAGGUGACGCUCUGCUUAUACGCCCUCGCUCGCAUUACUCAAAAGCAUCCAGAGUACACGGGCCCGGCAUUGGGACCUAAAAUGGCUGACGCUAACAAGAGAGAAUUCACCGAAGACCAGUUGAGAGCAUCCGAAGGUCACCUCAACCUGCAAAUGGGAUACAACAAAGGAGCUUCCCAGUCAGGAUUGGGAUCGUUCGGCAACUCUAGGCAUAUGUAACAAACGACAGCUUUUUCAAAGUAAAAUGCACACGUCCUGAACGAUAUUAUGCAUCUGCGUACCUACUACUGCUGCUGCUGCUGCGUUUACGACGUGUUUGCUAUGAUUUUUCAAUUAUACGCGGGAAGCGACAUUAUUAUUAUUUUAUUUAAUAUUAUGUUUUUUUUUUUUCAAAAGUUUAUAUUUAUACACAGUUUUUAUAUUAUUAUUUAUUAUCUAAACAGCACUUAUACUAACAUUAUACAUUUUUCAAAUAAAUCAAAGAGUAAUAAUUUACAGAA
This is a messenger RNA of Aphis gossypii (cotton aphid), 1088 nucleotides long. RefSeq names its product myophilin. Bases 130 to 807 code for a protein of 225 amino acids. NCBI's taxonomy places the organism in Eukaryota, Metazoa, Arthropoda, Insecta, Hemiptera, Aphididae. Gene Ontology annotation, molecular function: protein binding. The record is from RefSeq and is a predicted model, not a curated record. The transcript has 4 exons.